UAGAUUAUCGCCAAACUCGCCUGUUUUCUGUCUCUUCUCCACAGUUUUCUGACAAUAAAACGCAAGAUUCGUUGUUUUCGCGAGACAUGGCGGCGGCUGAUUUGUGGAAGCCUCAAGAGGAAGGUCUGAGAGAGAUCUGUGGGUUACUUGAACAGCAUAUCUCUCCAACCUCCGAUAAACCUCGGAUUUGGCAGCAGCUCCAGCACUACAGUCAGUUCCCAGAUUUCAAUAACUAUCUCACUUUUAUCUUCGCCCACGCCGAGGGUAAAUCGGUAGAAGUUCGGCAGGCGUCUGGUUUACUUUUAAAGAAUAAUCUGAGGACUGCUUUCAAAUCCAUGGCACCUGCACACCAGCAAUAUAUCAAAUCAGAGUUGUUGCCUUGUUUAGGAGCAGUAGAUAGACAUAUAAGAUCCACAGUUGGAACAAUUAUUAGUGUUGUUGUUCAACAGGGACGGGUGUUUGGUUGGCCUGAGCUGUUGCAAGCCCUUGUUCAGUGCUUAGACAGCAAUGACUUAAAUCAUAUGGAAGGUGCUAUGGAUGCUUUAUCCAAGAUCUGUGAGGAUAUACCCCAAGAGCUUGAUUUAGAUGUGCCUGGCCUAGCAGAACGUCCGAUCAAUGUAUUUCUACCCAGAUUGUUCCAGCUUUUCCAGUCGCCGCAUGCCUCCCUCCGAAAGCUUUCAUUGGGUUCUAUCAAUCAGUUCAUUAUGCUGAUGCCUUCUGGUCUACUUCUAUCCAUGGAUCAAUACCUCCAAGGUUUGUUUGCUCUUGCUCAUGAUCCUUCUGCAGAUGUGCGAAAAUUGGUUUGUGCAUCAUUUGUUCAACUAAUUGAAGUCCAUCCGUCAUUCUUGGAGCCACAUUUGAGAAAUGUCGUUGAAUACAUGUUGCAAGCCAAUAAAGACACUGAAGAUGAAGUUGCUCUUGAAGCUUGUGAAUUUUGGUCAGCAUAUUGUGAAGCUCAGUUACCCCCAGAGAACUUGAGGGAGUAUUUGCCACGUUUGAUUCCAGUAUUGUUGUCAAACAUGUUUUAUGCUGAUGAUGACGAGUCACUCGUCGAUGCUGAGGAAGACGAGUCUUUCCCAGAUAGAGAUCAGGAUCUGAAGCCUCAUUUUCAUGCAUCACGAUUUCAUGGAGCUGAUAACUUGGAAGACGAAGAUGAUGACAUUGUCAAUGUUUGGAAUUUAAGGAAGUGCAGUGCCGCUGGCCUUGAUAUCCUGUCAAAUGUAUUUGGCGAUGAGAUUCUUCCAACAUUGAUGCCUUUUGUGCAGGCUAAGCUAACAACCACUGAUGAUUCAACAUGGAAAGAAAGGGAAGCUGCCGUUUUAGCUCUUGGUGCAAUAGCUGAGGGCUGUAUUACUGGUCUGUACCCUCAUUUGCCUGAGAUGGUGGCAUUCCUCAUCCCUCUUUUAGAUGACAAAUUUCCUCUCAUACGCAGUAUCACUUGUUGGACACUUUCUCGUUAUAGCAGAUUUGUUGUUCAGAGCAUUGGUCCAAAAGGUCGUGAACAAUUUGAAAAAGUUCUUUUGGGUCUUCUACAAAGAGUAUUAGACACUAACAAACGGGUGCAAGAGGCUGCUUGUUCAGCCUUUGCAACACUUGAAGAGGAGGCUGCGGAAGAGUUGUCGCCACUCUUGGAGAUUAUUCUGCAACACCUCUUGUGUGCUUUUGGGAAAUACCAGAAAAAGAACCUGCGGAUUGUUUAUGAUGCUAUUGGUACUCUAGCAGACGCAGUUGGAGGGGAACUAAAUCAGCCCAGAUAUCUUGAUAUCUUGAUGCCUCCAUUAAUCUCGAAGUGGCAGCAACUUUUAAAUUCAGACAAGGACCUUUUUCCAUUGCUCGAGUGUUUCACAUCCAUAGCACAGGCAUUAGGUCCUGGAUUUUCUCAAUUUGCUGAACCUGUAUUUCAGAGGUGCAUAAACCUCAUCCAGACCCAACAAUUGGCUAAGGUUGAUCCCGUGUCAGCUGGUGGUCAAUAUGACAAGGAGUUCAUUGUCUGCUCUUUGGACCUGCUCGCAGGACUUUCUGAGGCUCUUGGUAGUGGGAUUGAGAGUUUGGUUGCAAACAGCAAUUUGAGGGAUCUACUUCUACAAUGUUGCAUGGAUGAUGUUCUUGAUGUCCGACAGAGUGCCCUUGCUCUUCUAGGGGACCUUGCAAGAGUUUGUCCUGUACAUUUGCAACCUCGAUUGUCAGAAUUUCUCAACGUUGCAGUGAAGCAACUGAAUACUCCUGAGCUGAAAGAGACAGUUUCAGUGGCAAAUAAUGCAUGCUGGGCAAUUGGAGAAUUAGCAGUUAAGGUUCAGAAAGAAGUAUCUCCCAUUGUGAUGACUGUCGUUUCAUGCUUGGUCCCAAUUCUCCAACAUGCAGAGGGGCUCAACAAGUCACUCAUUGAAAAUAGUGCUAUCACUCUUGGAAGACUUGCCUGGGUUUGUCCAGAGCUUGUGUCACCCCAUAUGGAGCAUUUUAUGCAAUCAUGGUGUAUUGCUUUAUCCAUGAUACGUGAUGAUAUUGAGAAAGAGGAUGCUUUCAGAGGUCUAUGUGCGAUGGUUAGAGCAAAUCCAUCUGGGGCUUUGAAUUCACUUGUUUGUAUGUGCAAAGCUAUCGCCAGUUGGCAUGAAAUAAGGAGUGAGGAUCUACACAAUGGAGUUUGCCAGGUGCUAAAUGGGUAUAAACAGAUGCUUGGCAAUGGAGGGUGGGAACAGUGCAUGUCUGCUUUGGAGCCUCCGGUGAAGGAUCGGUUGUCAAAGUAUCUUGUAUAAUGGUAAUCAGUCGGAGAAUGGCAUAUUUUUCUGCUAGUGAUAGUUUCCAGGCUGCUUCUUCAGAUCUCUACACCUAUUUUCUUUGAUGUUAUCUUUUCUGCAUCUUGGGAUGGAGCUCUUGAUCCAAUGAUAGGUUAGGGCAAAAUAUUUGAGGAGAGUGCUACAGUUUUGGAGUAAAGAUGAAAUUUGAACCCAAGGUCCUCGAGCAAGUCUGAAGCUGAAGACUGGCCUCGUCGAAACAGCAUUUAUUUAAUAAAUGCAGGAAACAGAAGAAGCUGAAUUGAACAGACUGGCGAAGCGGGUACAAAGAUCAAAUGUGUGGCUUUAAAAGUGCUUCUGAAGAUAUGUAUUUGGUCUAGUUCAGUUGUUUGUAUUAAUGAGAUCAUAUAUCUGAGUCCAGUUGUUUCAUUGUUUUCCAGUCAUAGUUGAUGUUUAUACCAUGUCAGUGGAUAGCUUUUAAUAUGUAAUCCACUGAUUAGUCAAAGCGGGUUAUUUAUUAAAAGUUGUCCAUUCAAGUUCCUAUUGUUUUGUGUUUAGCCUUCUGUGGUUUUAGUUGCCAUUUUAACAUUUUCUGUAUUGCUUCUAUUUUUAGUCUGCAACAGCUUGUACUUAGAGGUGGAUAGUGGCCAUGGACCUGGAUUUCAUUAUUUGAUGUCACUUGUAUUUUGUUCUAUUUGUACU
Messenger RNA from Telopea speciosissima, 3434 nucleotides. Its product is annotated as transportin-1-like. Lineage: Eukaryota; Viridiplantae; Streptophyta; Magnoliopsida; Proteales; Proteaceae. Gene Ontology annotation, biological process: protein import into nucleus. Gene Ontology annotation, cellular component: cytoplasm; nucleus. Gene Ontology annotation, molecular function: nuclear import signal receptor activity; small GTPase binding. The record is from RefSeq and is a predicted model, not a curated record.